AUGGGACGGUUUUCCGACAAGCUUGCUGGGCAGAAAAUUGCUAUCAUUGGCGGUUCCUCCGGAAUCGGCUUUGGUGCUGCUGAAAUCCUGCUUGAUGCCGGUGCUCAUGUGGUUGUCAUCUCCUCAGCAACGGACAAUGUGCAGAGUGCCGUCGAGCGCUUGAAUAGCCCAAACGUAACAGGCAGAGUAGGAGAUUCGCUCGCGCCUCUUGACCAUAUUAUCUUUUCGAGCGUUGACAAGAUCAUCCGCGGCAGUCUCGCAGAUACUGAUCUGACUGGCGCGAAGGAUUUGUUUGGUGUAAAGUUCUGGGGUAGUAUUGUCACAGCAAAAGCUGUCGCAAAGCACGGCAUCAUCAAGCCUGGAGGCUCGCUCACUCUGACAUCUGGUCUCGCCGGGAUACAGCCCGGGAAAGGUGCCGCGAUUGGAGGUGCCCUCAAUGGUGGACUACUAUCCUUGACCAAAGGGCUGGCUGCCGAGCUGUCCGAUGACAAAGUCCGCGUCAACACUGUUGUGCCGGGGCUGGUGAAGACGGAGCUCUGGGGUAAGCUGGGACACAGCAAAGAGAAACAACAGGAGAUUUUUGAAGGACGCGGUAAGGAGCUCCCAGUGGGCUUCGUCGCGACGCCAGACCACAUCGCCGAGGCUUACCUCUACGCUGUCCGAGCAGACUAUGCAACUGGGACUCUCAUUGUCAUUGAUGGUGGAAAUCUAGUCUUGUAG
Verticillium dahliae VdLs.17 is the source of this 720-nucleotide messenger RNA. Its product is annotated as oxidoreductase. NCBI's taxonomy places the organism in Eukaryota, Fungi, Ascomycota, Sordariomycetes, Glomerellales, Plectosphaerellaceae. Gene Ontology annotation, molecular function: oxidoreductase activity. The record is from RefSeq and is a predicted model, not a curated record. The transcript is spliced from 4 exons. Bases 1 to 720 code for a protein of 239 amino acids.